AAUUAAGUCCUUUUUAAUUGGUUUUGCUAAGAGAAGAGGGUCCCCUGCAGAUUAGGGUGGUCAUCAUUUUCGCAAUAGCUUUAGAAACACAAUUAAACCCACGACUGUAUGCUAAUUACAUCGUAAUUACUCCUUGAUUAAAGCCUCUUUUUUUAAAGUCCUUCAAAGGGCCUGUUGUCACUCACUUUAUUGGACUUGUUUAUGCUAGAAAUAAUAUUGCGAACACAUGUUUGGCGAAAUGAGCCGCAACCUUUCACACGUCACUGCUUCCAUCGUCGAGCUACUUUAACCAACCGGUCACGAUGGAUCACAAGGAUCUGACAUCCAUCUAACAUUUCCUCGUGUCCAUUCAGCUCAAAUAAAUACUGACGGAAUGAACCGUCCACGGACAAGGGCCACGCGUGGUUAGAUACGCUGGGACGGUGCAGGUGGUUGGACACAGGAGGAACCACCAGGGCAGGAAGUGAAAAUGAGAGGCAGGAAACAAUUUUUGUUUUAUGUUGAUCUGUUCUAAAAUGUUGCACUCACAAACAUGGAUCCUAAAAUGUAAAAUAAAUAGACGGAGUAAAGCAAUGAGAGACAUGCAAAGCGGCGGCGCACAGCACAGCCCGGGGGGGUUGGUCGGAAUAAAACAAAGGGAAACCUCACCCUUGCACAACUUCCUGCUCUGCCCAGGUAGGAAAGAAAAAAAAAAAAAAAAAAAAACCUCAUCACCUGUCAGGUGUGUUUCAGCGGGCGGACGGUUGGGACCUUCAUUUGAGUCAUGCAGGAGAGUGAAGGAACACCUCUGGGGACGCUGCGGCCACGGACCCGAUGUCCUCGAUGUGGGGACCUGCUGGAGUGGUCGGAGGAGCACAGUGUCCUGCUGGGCUGCUCCUGCUGCACCACAGUGGAUGAGGCUCUGCAGAAGGUCGCCAGAGGCCUCGCCGGCAGGAUGAAGGAGAAGAGCCACUGGGCAUCCGGAAGGGUGGGCGACAUCAACUUCGUUGGCGCUACGAAGACGAGAGGAAAGUUCGUGAGGGUGCGCAGCGACACAGACCCGGUGCUGAUCUACCAGAUGCUGAUGGAGUGGGGCCUCGCUCCCCCACACCUGGUGGUGGCGCUGGUGGGCGGAGACGAAAUGACUCAGAUGAAGCCUUGGCUCAGGGACAUUCUGAGGAAAGGACUCGUGAAGGCCGCACAGAGCACAGGCGCGUGGAUCCUGACCAACGGCCUCCGCUUUGGCAUCACCAAACACUUGGGCCAGGCCGUGAGAGAUCACUCGUUGGCCAGCACCUCCUCCAAAGUCCGCGUCGUGGCCAUCGGCAUCGCGCCGUGGAACAUGAUCCACAACCGGGAGGCGCUCGCCAGCAACUAUCCCAAGGUGGAGGAGCCUGCGGUGUACGAGCCCCAGGACUUGCCUCACGGGUCGGUGUACUCGCUGGACAGCAACCACUCCCACUUUGUGCUGGUGGAGGAGGAUCCCGACAGACCAGGAGCCACCAGCGAGAUGAGGGUGAAGCUGCUCAAACACAUCUCUCUCCAGCGCACCGGAUACGGAGGGGCAGGCAGUUUCGAGAUCCCUGUCCUGUGUUUCCUGGUCCACGGGGAGCCCAAAAUCCUGAAGAGGAUGCACAAAGGAAUCGGCAACUCCACGCCGUGGCUGAUCCUGGCCGGCUCGGGGGGCGUGGCCGACAUGCUGGUCACGCUGAUGAACCGAGGCUGCUGGGACGAGGACGCCGUUCGCGAGCUGCUGCUGGACACCUUUCCGAACGCCCACCACGGCACGGACGUCAGGAACUGGGUCAAGCUGAUUCAGAGGAUCCUUGAUCACGGGCAUCUGCUGACCGUCCACGACCCCGAACAGGAGAGCUCCGAGCUGGACACGGUCAUCCUCAAAGCUCUGGUCAAGGCUUGUAAGAGCCAAAGUCAGGAAGCACAAGACUUCCUGGACGAGCUGAAGCUGGCCGUGGCCUGGAACCGGGUGGACAUCGCCAAGAGUGACAUCUUUAAUGGAGAUGUGGAGUGGAAGGCGUGCGACCUUGAAGAGGUGAUGAUGGACGCGCUGAUCAAUGACAAACCCGACUUUGUGCGCCUCUUCGUGGACAACGGCGUGAACCUGGGCGAGUUCCUCACCUACGGCCGUCUGCAGGAGCUCUACUGGUCCGUGUCGGAGAAGAGCCUCUUUCACAACCUGCUGCUCAAAAAGUACGAGGAGAAACAGCUUCUGCUCGGAGCCGGAAGGACGCCGGGGCCGCCCGGGCACCAUCCGCCCGAAGGCGACAGGAAACCCCGCUUCACCCUCUUUGAGGUCGCCAAAGUGCUGAAAGACUUCCUCCACGACUCCUGCAAAGGCUUUUACCAAAGGGUUCCCACAGAGAAGCCGGCGAAGGGCCGACUGUUCCACACCCAGAAGAACAUGGCGGAGUCCGAGGAGCGCUGCGAACAUCCUUGGAGGGACCUCUUCCUCUGGGCCGUCCUUCAGAACCGACAGCAGAUGGCCAACUACUUCUGGGCCAUGGGCCCCGAGGCAGUUGCGGCAGCGCUGGCGGGUUGUAAGAUUCUGAAAGAGAUGGCGCGACUGGAAUCCGAGGCAGAGUCUGCGCGCAGCAUGAAGGAGGCGAAGUACGAGCAGUUUGCCCUUGACGUCUUUGGAGAGUGCUACUCCAACAGCGAGGACAGAGCUUACGCCUUGUUGGUGAGACGAACUCACUGCUGGAGCAAAUCCACGGUCCUCAACUUGGCCACCGAGGCAGACGCCAAAGCCUUCUUUGCCCACGAUGGAGUUCAGGCCCUCCUCACGAAGAUCUGGUGGGGGGCGAUGACCACGGACACGGGCAUCUCCAAGCUGGUGGCGUCUUUCUUCUUUCCACCUCUCAUCUGGACCAACCUCAUAAAGUUCAGCGAUGAGGAACUCGACAACAAGCUCAGCCAAGGGCAGUUUGUGGAGCUGGACAGUCUGGACACGGAGAAGGCUUUACUGCUGAGCGACGACGACGACCCUUUGGACCCGUCGCCUGAGGGCCAGGGGGCCCAGAGCUGCGCCUCCGUCUGGUGGCGGUUCCUACACCGCCGCUGGCGCCGCUUCUGGAGCGCCGCCGUCACCGUGUUCCUCGGCAACGUCAUCAUGUACUUCGCCUUCCUCUUCCUCUUCACCUACGUGCUCCUGCUGGACUUCCGGCCGCCGCCGCCCCUCGGCCCCGGGCCCACGGAGAUAAUGCUCUACUUCUGGGUCUUCACCUUGGUGCUGGAGGAACUCCGACAGAGCUUCUUCACGGACGAAGAGAUGAGCAUCUUGAAGAAGUUCAAACUCUACGUGGAAGACAACUGGAACAAGUGCGACAUGGUCGCCAUCUUGCUCUUUGUGGUCGGGGUUUCGUGCAGGAUGGCUGAGGACACGUAUGAGGCGGGCCGGACCGUCCUGGCGAUAGACUUCAUGGUGUUCACUCUGCGUCUCAUCCACAUCUUUGCCAUUCAUAAGCAGCUGGGCCCCAAGAUCAUCAUUGUGGAACGAAUGAUGAAGGACGUUUUCUUCUUCCUUUUCUUCCUGAGCGUGUGGAUGAUCGCGUACGGCGUCGCCACCCAGGCCCUUCUCCACCCCAACGACCCCCGGAUCGACUGGGUGUUCCGCAGGGCCUUGUACCGCCCUUACCUGCACAUUUUUGGCCAGAUACCCCUGGAGGAAAUAGAUGCUGCUCGAAUGCCCGAAAUCAACUGCACCAACGACUCGGAGGAGAUCAUCCUGGGCCUGCGCCCCCCGUGUCCCAACAUCUACGCCAACUGGCUUGUCAUCCUGCUGCUGGUCAUCUUCCUUCUCGUCACCAACGUCCUGCUGCUCAACCUGCUCAUCGCCAUGUUCAGCUACACCUUCCAGGUGGUGCAGGGCAACGCAGACAUCUUCUGGAAGUUCCAGAGGUACAACCUGAUCGUGGAGUACCACAGCCGUCCGGCACUGGCCCCGCCCUUCAUCAUCAUCAGCCACCUCUCUCAGCUCCUCCUCAGCCUGGUCAAAAAGCCCGCCUCCAAGCACGAGCAUCUUGAGAGGGAGCUGCCUGAGGGUCUAGACCAGCGUCUGAUAACGUGGGAGACGGUGCAGAAGGAGAACUACCUGGCCAAACUGGAGCACCAGCAUUGGGAGAGCAGCGAGGAGAGACUCAAGAGCACUUCCUCAAAGGUUCAGAGCUUGCUGAAGAUCGUCAGUGGGUUCAAGGACCAAGAUAAGCGACUGGUAUCCAUGGAUGCUCAGGUCAGAUAUUGUGGAGAGGUGUUGUCCUGGAUGGCAGAGUGCUUCGCUCAAAGCACACUCAAGUGCGGGAAAGAUGCGCCGAGAGCUCCAAUGUCCCUGAGCGGCACCAAGGACGCGCCCGAGAGUCCACCGGAGAAAAAAGUCCAAUCAGAAGAGAAGGCGGCGGCCAGACCGGGCCACCAGGGAUAUGGAGCCAAAAAAAAGCUCCCAUAUAUUGACGAGUAAAAGGGAUAACGGCAACUGCAGCACACAGACAGCUAUUUAAGAAAUACUAUGAAGCCUUUAAUAUUUUGAGGUGGGAUUGGUGGGAAAGGUGAUUGAUUUGUGAACUUCAAAUUUUAAAUAAUUAUUUCACAAAUGCAUACUGGCUUUUUGAGAGUUGUCGGGACGGUUACCUGUGGUUUAUCACAAUAAACAAAUUUGAUGAAUUA
Gasterosteus aculeatus aculeatus (three-spined stickleback) is the source of this 4656-nucleotide messenger RNA. It is a transcript of the gene trpm5, whose product is annotated as transient receptor potential cation channel, subfamily M, member 5. Gene Ontology annotation, biological process: calcium ion transmembrane transport. The record is from RefSeq and is a predicted model, not a curated record. Gene Ontology annotation, molecular function: ligand-gated calcium channel activity; calcium-activated cation channel activity. Gene Ontology annotation, cellular component: plasma membrane. NCBI's taxonomy places the organism in Eukaryota, Metazoa, Chordata, Actinopteri, Perciformes, Gasterosteidae.